UUUGAUUUUGAGUUUCAAGAAAUGGCUCAGCUAACUCAAUGGAAAAUUGCUCUGACAAUCAGAAAAGAAAAUCGGAAAUAGUUUUACAGCAGACUCGAUACGCUUCGCUGACUAGAUCGGCACUCGAUUUCAUAUCCACUCGGCAGAUGGUCGGAUAUCGUGGUGUGGGCAUAGACAAUGUAUUUUUUUUUGCCGUACAUAUACGUACGGUACGGACAGCAGGCAGUCAGCUAGUAGGUAAGUAGGUAUAAUACACACAAGCAAAGCAACGUCUCUCGUAUGCUCUCUCUAGUGAAAAAAUGUAGUAAAAAGUAAUAAUAUUUAUAUACUUUUCUUAAAGAUUAAACUAAAUGUAGGCCGAAUUGUGAGUGUGUGUGAAUUUUGCGCCACGCAGGAUACUUAUAGGAACCAGAAGACUUUAAAUAAACCACCAAGUUAAAAUGCCGUCUACACACCUGAACCUGCGAGAGGACGACGUCGUGCGGCUUGCCCUGGAGUUCCUCCACAACAGGGACCUGCACAUCACCCAGCUCUCCCUAGAGCGCGAGACCGGCGUCAUCAACGGCAACUUCGCGGACGACGUGCUCUUCCUCCGACAGCUUAUCCUCGACGGCCAGUGGGACGACGUACUCGAGUUCAUCCAACCUCUAAGCGCUCUAAAAGCUUUCGAAGUGGAUAAAUUCAAUUACGCUAUCCUCAGACAUAAAUACAUAGAACUCCUCUGCAUACGAUCAGAAAUAAAAGCCUACAACAAUGUCGAAAACAUUGUCGACGAGGUAGUAAAAGUGCUAAGCGAUUUAGAAAAACUAGCGCCCUCUAAAGAAGAAUACUCAAAUUUAUGUUUACUAUUAACUUUACCUAGCAUUACUGAUCACGCACAAUUUAAGAAAUGGAAUCCAAGCAAUGCUCGCGUCCAGUGCUUCCGCGAGGUUUACCCUCUAGUAGAACAAUUUUUGCCGUGCGACAAGAAGUCAACCGGUACUGUAUCUAAGUGCGCGAAGAACGAUCGACUCAUGCAACUGCUAAUAAAGGGUAUAUUGUACGAGUCCUGCGUUAAUUAUUGUCAGGCUAAGGCUACAGGGUCUAAGGAGGCGCAGUCGAACGAGGUAAAUUUUUCUAGAUUACUGGACGGUUCGGGAUUUGACGAGUCUGAUUUGAGUUUGCUUUCAUGGCUGCAAUCGAUACCGGCGGAAACGUUCAGCGUGCCUUUUGAACAACGAAUGCUGAAUGUUGAUGUGGAGAAAUUGGAGCGUCCGUCGCUGCAUACGUCGUGGACAGAGCAUAUGUUAGUGACGCCGAUUAAGCCUCGAACGUUCCCUCAUUUGGCGAUGCCGUUUAGGAGGCCGCGCUCGGCCGCCGACGCCAUGACGCGCUCGCUGCGCCCGCUGCCCGACGGUGCGCCGCGCCACCCGGCCGUUAUGGCCUUGUCCGCUAUCGACUACGGCCCGUCUUCGUCGUGUUUCGCCGGUUUCCAUCUGACAGGAAUAAAAGGCAGCAAACUGAUGAAUACUUCCGUCGAUCGGUUGUUUGACAAUAAUAAUGGUGGUAGCAUUUUCGACAAUUUGGAUGAUACGUUGAAACCGAUCGAGGAGAAAUUGAAGCCAAUCGGAGAGGGAAAAACGAAUGAAGGGAAUAGCGUUGGUGCUUCAAACGCGACGACGCCUGAGCACAGAGGGCAGGAUUACUCGGCCUCUACGUCUAUAUCAACCACCGCGGCGUCGACUGAACGUUCGUCUUUGGCAGAGCGGACGCCGCAGCAGCCUGAGUCGGCGCUGUUACCCGCGAUGGAGGGAGACUUUAGAAGAGAACUGCUCAAAGAGUACCAGAUUCAGAAGCAACGUGAAUGCGACGAUUAUCUCCGAAAUCUUUGCUCAGCAGAUGCGAGACAAAAAGGUAUGGAGCAAGGUGAUUCUCCAGGCCAGCCUCCUGGAGCAAAGUACCCGCCAGGCGGGCCCCCCAAGCCGGACCACCAAUACAUGAGGAAAAAUGACAACGACGAGUCGGAUGUUAGAGAACAGAUAAAUGCACAAAACAGAAAUGGCGGCCAUGGUCUACCCAUGUCGGCGGGCAACAUGGUCGGAGCCGAGGUGAACGGCUCCCGGCCUACAUUCAAGCCUGUGACUGUGCUCGAAGACCUUCAGGCAGUGCGGUGCGCCGAGUUUCACCCCAACGGGAAACUGUACGCCGUCGGCUCCAACACCAAAACCCUCAGGAUAUGCACCUAUCCGAAGAUAGAUGAUAUCAAAGAAAACAGCGCACCGGCUGCUCCGACAGUGCUGCUCAAACGCACCAAACAUCACAAGGGCAGCAUCUACUGCCUGGCAUGGAGCCCGGCAGGAGACCUUCUCGCGACUGGCUCCAACGACAAGACCGUCAAGCUGAUGCGGUUCAACAGCCACACCUGCAACCUGGAAGGCCAGGAGGUGGAGUUGACGAUGCAUGACGGCACAGUAAGAGACGUGUGCUUCAUAGAGGACACGACCAACAAAACCAGUCUGCUAGUGAGCGGUGGCGCCGGCGACUGCAAGAUCUACGUCACUGACUGCGCCACUGGCAAGACUUUCCAGGCACUAAGUGGUCACUCCGGGCACGUGUUGUCACUGUACAACUGGGGCGGAGCGAUGUUCGUGUCUGGCAGCCAGGACAAGUCGGUCCGCUUCUGGGACCUGCGGACGGGGGGCUGCGUUAAUGUCAUUUCGCCGCCCGUCGGCAGUGCUACCAAGGGUGCAGCCGUGGCGUCUCUGGCGGUGGACCCGUCCGGCCGCCUCCUCGUGUGCGGGCACGACGACGGCUCGUGCGCGCUGCACGACGUGCGCGGUUCCCGCGCGCUUCAGCGGUUCACUCCGCACUCGGGCGACGUGCGCAGUGUGCGGUUCUCGCCUGGCGCUUAUUAUCUACUCACAGCUGGUUACGACACCAGAGUCGUGCUCACAGAUCUUCAGGGUGAUUUGACCUGCGCCUUGCCGAGCGUUCCCGUGGCCCGGCACCCCGACAAGGUGAUCUCCGCCAGAUGGCAUCCGGACGACUUCUCGUUCCUUUCGACUUCUGCAGACAAGACCGCCGUGCUGUGGACUAUACCGCCGGUUUAACUCCUCCGGUAUCCGGGUCGUACUAACACUAAAAUAGUACAUUACGAUACAAGUGCGAAAAAUAGGAAAUUCGAAACGAGUGGCGAUAAAUUAAAACACGACCGAAGGGAGUGUUUUAAAUCGACACGAGUUGCGAAUUACCUAUUCGCACAUGUAUCGUACAACGUUUUACAGUACAUAUGGCCCUUUAAAUGUUCGACACAGUAACAUAAUAUGCUACUUCUCGCACUAGUGCUAUAAAGUAGCCCCAUAUGUACUGUAAAGGCACUUUCCUGACUUGAUGCGGAACCGGCAAAAAAAGGCGAUUGUCCUCACUUACACCAAUCAGGAAAAAAUACUGCGUACUGUUUCGAUUACACACUGACAAAUCAGGUGAGGGCCUAAAUUUCUUUAUCCUGAGCUAGCAGUCAUCGUAUCAUGUUUCAUAAUUUCUCAUUAUUAACAAAAGGUCCACGUGCGGGUCGAAGUCGCACUAUAAGUUGUGCUUGCCUCACCGAUGCCAAAAUUUAAGGACACUUUACGGUUUACGGUUGUGAACUAUAUUGGCAUAUAGCGCUUCUGCCGUAGUUUUGGUCUGGCAAAAUUGUUGAUAUUUUAUGUCCUCAUAUUUUGGGAAUGAGAAAGGCAAAUUAGAAAUGUAAUCUUGAAGCGUAAAGAAAGAAUAAGAGUUUUAGCUCUUAAAUAUAUGAUGAUAGUCCAUUGUUUGUGAGUCGAUUUGUCGGUUUCCGUAUCAAAAAGUCAUCAUACUGACAUCACGACGACCACAUAUGCACGAUAUGGACAUACGCUACGCUUGAUAUGGAAACCCACACAAAUACUGGUUACUAUGGCUACAGUCAACUACGGCCAAUUAAAGGAGGGCCAAGCUCUUUAUAAUAUAGAUCAAAUACGAGCUGUUUAUGGGAUAUUUUAAUUUCAAUUUCAUCAAUUUCACGUGUAACGUCCUGUAAUAUAAUAUAGGCAAUGCUAAAUUAUAUGUUCUGUAAAUAAAUUACGUUUAAAAUUUUAUACGAAAGAUUUUACGAAGGGUGUCUCGGGAAUUCAAUUUGGCGAAGUGAUCGAUUUUUCGUAAAUGGCGGGAGCUCUGCCGCCUGUAGAAUUGCCCUACCAUUUAAUGUCUGUUUCGUAUAAAAUUAUUUUAUGCUACAGAUUUAAACGCUGGUUGAUAAACGUGGAUCAGUUUUAUGAAUUUGUACGGGAUGUUAAGAGAGCUCUACCCACGAUCAAUUCUCACAAGUCAAGUUCUGUCAAGUCAGUUAUAAUUGUGAACCUUCGUAAGAAAUAAUAACAUGUUACAUCCUUACAACUAUCAGUUUUAACUGUGUAAACACGAUUCUGUGAAAACUGUUAUUUAAAACUGAAUGUGAUGGCCAGUACCUAUAAAUGAUAUAUUGCAUCCAGUGAUUUGAAACUGUACUCACGGUUCGGUUUCUAAAGACUUACGCCCGGGUGUGUUGUUUACUACCGUUUACCGAUACGAGUACUACAUCGCAACAUUCAAAGGUUACAUUUUACAAAUGUUGUUAAAAUAAAUCGAAUGUUACGAUUUCUCUUCAUUUAUAUGUAGUUUGUAUAUAGUAUUUAUAACUCUUCCAUUAUUUUAUGAUGUUUCUGUGCCUCGAAUUGGCGUUUUUUUCUUACUUUCAGGGAAUAAUGAAAGCAUUUUAGUAGAAACACAUCUUUCGAAUUAGCAGUUCUAUGUUUGUUUCGUUCCAUAUUGCUGAACAAAUUAUUUAUACGAAAUUUGUUAUUACAAGUAUAAACUAUUGUUUAUACUGAUGAUUCCAUGAGCUAAGAUUUUAUUAAUCGAUCGAUACUAAGCUACAACCCCGCGAUAACACACAAAGUUAAACUUGACAUUUUAGCAUGUUGAAAUAAUAUUCAAUGUAAAAGGUGCAAGUAUGUGUUAUAUUUAAUUUGUUUUACCACAAUAUAUAUUCAACAAAUAAAUAAGGUAAAUUCACGUAUUCUGUUUAUUAUUUGUGGUGCUGUUCUAAAUUUGAGAUGAUACUGUGUCAUUGCGGGCCUAAGUAUAGUAGUAUAGUUUAACAGUAAAAUAUGUAUUAAUCUUAUUUAACUCCCAUAGUAGCAUUUUGUAUUGUUAAAUACAUAAUGUUAAAGAGUUGUACGUAUUUUACUUGAUUUAAUACUUAUUUCUGUAGCUCUAUUUUAAUAUAUAUUGCAUGUAUGUACUUGUGUGUGUACACUUAACAUUUUAAUGUAAAUUUACAUUUGGCUUCUUUUAUUAUUGUUUGCUACAAAUACGUAAAAAGAUCAAAAAAUGGUUAGAGAUUUUUUAUGUCAUGUCUUAUUGUGAAUUAUAAAAACAAGUUCAUUGUGAGGUACAAAUGAACUGUAUAAGUAUUUAAAAGAUUGUCUAACCAUUUCUAAAAAGACAAACGACUCACUUGUCAAAAUACAUGGGAAAGCAUUGCUUUACUUCUGUUUGGGUUUUAAAUCUUUGGUAAUGUGAUGUGUUGCGAUGUGCUGUAAAAUGCUUCUAGCUUUAUUUCUGUUUAUAGAUGUUAAAGACAAAAAGCUUUAAACACAAAAAAUCUUUAUUUUUAUAUACGUAAGUAUUUAUGGAGCUUGCGUAGUGAUUAUCUUGUCACAAAUAGGAAUAUUGAUAUAUUUUGCUUUUUAUUUUAUGUGUUUUUAAAUUAUUUGACUAUACGUUUUUGUACAUUGAAUCUCAUUUUGAAAAUUACUAGUAAUAAAAAAACAUGAUAUUUUCUUAAAGAGGAAUUUAAGUUCGCCCUCUGGACUAAUACCAAACAGAAUUGUCACCCAGUGGAAAAGUUAGGUCAGAUUUAAUCAAGAACAUUUCCAGUCUCAUUUUAUUAGCUUCCAUGCUAAUAAAAAUUCAAUCCGUCAUGUAUUAUAUUACACUUUUUAUUGUUCAUCUAUUUUAUACUUUACUUUCAUUGUUUGAAGGUUUAUUUUUCAUUCCCCUUGUCAAUGUCAUAAGUAUUUUACUAUAAUACGAGUCGUGUUGAGUACGUGCUGUAUAGCGUGGUCCGGUCGUUUUUGCUGAUUUUGGUCUGAAUUGAAGCGACAGAUUAGCGGAUUAAAUAUAUUUUGAAAAGCUAGCAAGUCUUUAGAUUAGUAAGCGAAUUUAAUUUCGUUCACCACCAUAGGUAGUCCAUAUUUUAAAUAAAAAGAGCUUUUGCGGUUUUGGUGGGAAUUGUUCACUGGUUAGUUUUGACGGUUAAUAUGCUUGAAUUUCUCCAUUCGGUCACUUUAUUUACAGUCAAUACUGCUCGCGAACAUUGUAAAUAAUUGCGAAAACGUGACCAGAACUGCAAAUUAAAUUGCACUUCAAAAUAAAUGCGUCAUUUCUUUUCGUUAUUGUCACGUUCAUUCCAGCUACAAUAAAUCAACUGUAAACGUCGCUUUAAAGUUAAUUGUUACGAGAUAUUCAAUUUUAGUAACGACAUUCAGUUGACCUACUCAUCUCUUAGGUUUCUUGAAGGUUGUCAUCAUUAAGAGCCUGUGCUAAAUAUGUUUGAGUCAAACUUUAGGUUAAGCGAGGCCUCUCCAGAGUACGUACACAGACGGAUCAGCACGUCGUACUGGGGGCAAGAGAGGCGCUAAGCCCUCGACCAUUUGCUUAGAAUCGUAAGGGCACCUAUGGUGUUAAUAAUUAAUAAAUAAAUAAUUGUAUUAAUGACAAUCUUAAAGAUUAUAAUAUGACGUACCUAAAUUAUUAAUAUAAAUGUACUGCAAUCUAAUUGUAAACGACUUUGCACAAAUUUAAUAACUAAUAAUUAUUAAAUUUACUUUUUCAUGUUGUGCUAGUUAAUAAUUUACGUCGAGCAAGUACUUAUAUUAAGUAGUGUUUGACAAAUGGAAGAUUAUUAAAAUACUUGUUUUAAUUAUUAUUAUAUUUGUGCUGAGUCAGCCAUUAUUGCACAUAAUGUUAUUAUGUUUAUAGUAUAUAUAUUUUAUGAACGAAAAAUGUAUUAAUAAAUUUUAAUUUUUAUUGACAGAUAAUCGAUGCUUUAGUAUUUUAACUUACCCAAAUGUAGUAUAUAUAUAUUUUAUGGACGACUAAUGUAUUGAUAAACAUUAAUUUUUACUUGACAGAUAAUCGAUGCUUUAGUAUUUUAACUUACCCAAAUGUACGAGACUUAAGUUAACAGAAUUGAUGAAAACAUUGUCAAACUGGAAUUCGUUAACAAAAUGUAUCCGUUAAUUAUUUAAGAAUAUAAUCACAUUAUUUACUUA
Cydia pomonella (codling moth) is the source of this 7316-nucleotide messenger RNA. RefSeq names its product WD repeat-containing protein 47. The transcript is spliced from 10 exons. The record is from RefSeq and is a predicted model, not a curated record. Bases 441 to 3089 code for a protein of 882 amino acids. Lineage: Eukaryota; Metazoa; Arthropoda; Insecta; Lepidoptera; Tortricidae. Gene Ontology annotation, molecular function: protein binding.